AUGCUGGCCCUUCAGCGAGCUUCUGCUCUCUUGGUUCUAUUCCUCUCAGCCUUUGUGCCCCCGCCGCGGUGUGCUCAGGACCCAGGCAUGGUGCACUACAUCUACCAGCGCUUUCACGUCUUAGAGCAAGGACUGCAAAAAUGUACCCAAACAACAAGAGAAUACAUUCAAGACUUCCGUGAGUUCUCAAAAAACAUAUCCGUUAUGCUGGGGCAAUGCCUCACCUACACAAAUGAGUACAAGAGUGCAGUGAACAACCUGGCCCUGAGGGUCGAGCGCGCCCAGCGGGAGAUUGACUACCUAGAGUACCUUCGGGAAGCAGACAUGUGCGUGGAAUCAGAGGACAAGACGCUGGCAGAAAAGCUACUCCAAGAAGCUGAAGAAGAGAAGAAGAUCCAGACUCUGCUGAAUGCAAGCUGUGACAACAUGCUGAUGGGCAUAAAGUCUCUGAAAAUAGUGAAGAAGACUCUGGACACAGAUGGCUCUUGGAUGAAAGAUGCUGUCAGCGACUCUCCAAAGGUUUAUUUCUUAAUCGGAUCCAGAAACAACACCGUUUGGGAAUUUGCAAACAUGCGGGCACUCCUGGAGGAUAGCACCAAGCUAGGCCCCCGGAAGUUGGUCUUACCACAAUCCUGGCAGGGAACAGGCCAAGUGGUCUACAAAGGUUUCCUAUUUUUUCAUAACCAAGGGACUCCCAACGAGAUAAUCAAGUAUAGCCUGCAGAAGAGGACUGUGGAGGAUCGAAUGCUGCUCCCAGGAGGGGCAGGCCGAGCCCUGGUCUAUCAGCACUCCCCUUCAACUUACAUUGACCUGGCUGUGGAUGAGCAUGGGCUCUGGGCCAUCCACGCAGGGCCAGGCCUCCAUGGCCAUUUGGUUCUCACAAAAAUUGAGCCUGGCACGCUCGGAGUGGAACACUCAUGGGACACUCCAUGCAGAAGCCAGGAUGCGGAAGCUGGGUUCCUCUUGUGUGGGGUCCUCUAUGUGGUCUAUAGUUCCGGCGGCCAUGGCCCGCAUCACGUCACCUGUGUUUAUGACCCACGGGGCACUAUCAGUGAGGAGGAUCUGCCCAACGUGUUCUUUCCCAGGCGGCCGAGAAGUCAUUCCAUGAUCCAUUACAAUGCCAGAGAUAAGCAGCUCUACGCCUGGAAUGAUGGAAACCAGAUCAUUUACAAACUCCAGACCAAGAGAAAGCAGCCUGUGAAGUAA
Pipistrellus nathusii (Nathusius's pipistrelle) is the source of this 1206-nucleotide messenger RNA. The record is from the annotation of a GenBank genome assembly. Lineage: Eukaryota; Metazoa; Chordata; Mammalia; Chiroptera; Vespertilionidae.